GGUCAUCACUUCGUAGUUGUUAUGGCUAUGUCUGUUGUGUUUUUCAAAACGUGAACAGCGAAUUUUGUUUAGAGCUCGAACAGAAAUGAGUUUUUCUGAGAAUCCGAAUUCGCAAAGUGAACAAAAUCAUGAGGAAUUUAAAACGCUACCUGACGAAACUCUCGGAACGGUUGAACAACAUGGUAUUUUGAAUGAUAACUCACGUAGAAAUGAAGUGGAUGUUGAAACUGAACAAAAUGAUUUAAUUGUUCUUGAUCCAGAUCACCCGUUGAUGAGGCGUUUUCAAGAGUCUCUGAGAAGCAUGCUCACCAAACAUAUUGACAAUACGGAGAUUCACCUGAGGGAGAAAGACGAAGAAAUGAAAAGAGAAAAGACAGCUCACAUUGAAGUUGGUUGCGUUCUGUAUAACCUUCAACAGGAACUUGCAAAGUUUCAGUUAAACUUAGAUAACAAACAUAAUGAAUAUGCGGAAUAUCAUGGAAAGUAUGAAAAUGCUCAGAAUAAGCUCACAACUCUCCGAGAAAAGUACCAAACGUCUGUUAAAACAAUGUUGCAAGAGACUAAAAAAAUGCAUUCUAUGCGUGAUGAAGUUGAUGCAUUAUGUUUGCGAUUAUACUACUUAAAUAAAGCUAAGCAAGACGUUAGUGGAGAUUUGCUGGUAUUGCAAAGGGCAGUUGAAAAAGUUCACACUGAUUUAAGCAAGUUUGAAGAUGAGAAACUCCGACAAGACCUUUCGGUUGAUCGUAUGCAAACUAAAGUUGACCAACUAAAAGAUGAUAUUACCUUAUAUGAAGCUCAAAUAGUAGCUCAAGAAAUUGAAAUGAAUACAAGUCAAAAUCUUUUGUACGAGGCUGAGGCACAAAUAGUUGCUAUAAAUGUUGACAAAGCGCAUUUACUUACUCAGUGGAAAACCAGUUUGCUUGGCUUACAACGUAGAAAUGAAGCAUAUGCAGAUUUAUUAGCAGCUUACAAUAAGCUGAAAGAAGAAUUACUUGUUUUAGAAAAUGAACAAAAUGCAUAUAAGCUUUCAAUUAACAAAGAACAAGAAACACAUGAACGGUUGACAGGACUACAAAAUAAAAAUGAAUCAGACUUGAAUACUUUGUGUAAACAGUUGUUACAUUCAGAAACAAAACUUGAGGCUGAUAAACAAGCUUACACAACAUAUUCAAGAAUCUUACUGGAAACUGAACGUAAUCUUUUCAAUGCUAAAACAGAGAACAAUACUGCUCAAGCAAAUGUAAACAAUAUCCGCAAACAACUUGAGAAGAAGGUAUUAGAGAAACAAGAUUUAGAGAAAAAAAUCUCCGAAGAAUUAAGAGAUCGGUUGACCGCGCAAAAAGCUGCUAAUUAUGCUAACAAAAUCAAUAUAAACGUACAAGAUCAAAGUAGAGAAUUACUAACACAAAUUGUACAAAUGGAAAAUCAGAUUGCUAAAGACGAGUUAGGCGUAGCACAUAAAAAGGCCAGGAAUAAGCAACAACAAGAAAAAGUUAGUGAAUUAGAACGAGAAAUCGAUAACACAAAUCUAUUGAUCACUAAGCUGGAAGGUGAAAUACAUCAUGCUAAUAUUUCAGUCGAACGUAAACAAGGGAACAUUGAUAUAUUAAAUAAGAAAUUGGAACGAUUAAUUCGUGACUGCGGUGGUCAAGAAAUUGGGCCGUUGGAUGCACAAGUAAACAAUUUAAAUAAAGCUAUUGGACUAAAGCAGGAUGAGAUCGGUGAACUUGAACAACAAUGGUUAAGAGAACAGAAUGAAUUAGUUGUAAAUAUAAAUGAACGUGAUAAAUUAGCUGAGUCUGUGACUAGAAUAAAUAAACAAUUAUCAAUUUUAACACAGAAGAAAUUACGCAUUGAUAAUGAAAUCGCUAUUCAGGGACGUGAGAAAAAUGAUUUAAAAAAAGAACUAAAACAUUUACAGAACGAUAUCACUAGAAUAAACACAAUGAUAGCAAAAGAGAAGACAACCGAAGAAUGUUUGGAUAAUGAAAAUAAACUAACUGAAAUAGACUUUAUACGUUCAUUGAAAGAAAAAGAAACAGAAGCAGCUAAUUUGCAAGAAAAAGUGGAUAAAGCUUUAAAAGAUAAAGAAGACUUAUUAAGUGGAUUAGUCGAAGUUGAACGGACAAUUAUGCUGUGGGAAAAGAAAAUACAAUUAUGUGAAGAAACUAAAAAAUCCGUUGAUUGUGAUAUAGGUCAAGGUGAAAUGAAUGUUAUGCGUCAUGAAAUUCAUCGUAUGGAAAUUCGUAAAUCCUCAUUACUUCAACAACAAGAAAGAUUAAUUCAGGCACUUGAACGUUCUGUAUCAAAGCGUGAUACAAUUGUUAAUCAGUCGGAUGUUCUUCAGUCUAGAAAGGAUAAAUCGCAAAUUCGCAUUACAGCUCAACGUCAUAUUGAUGAACUUAAACGGAAGUUAAAAGCUAUCAAACAGAAUUCUGCGUCUUGUAUACAAGAGCUGGAAGAAUUUGAAGAAAAAACUAAUAUGUUGGAAAAUGAAUUACGUAUAAAGAAAUCUGAUGCUGAAGCUGAGCAAAAGAAAGCUGAUGAAUUGAUGAAAAAAUUGCAGUCACUGUCUGACCAGAAACAGAUUAAUCUUUUUGAGCUUCAAAUGCGUCAACAUGCUACAGUUUAUUGGGAACAAAUAAGACAAGAUAAAUAUCGUCGUCUUUGUCCUUCUGCUACUUCCGCUGAAAAUGAGAGAACCAGACAUGUUAAUCGUUCUCGAAGUUUGAUGGCAAUUAUAGAUCAGUUGGUAACGGAAUUUCCUCAAAUUCAACAGGAUUUAGAACCAGUACGUUAUUUGCUGGAAAAUAAACUGAGAUCCGAAAAUAACAGACUCGAAAUGGAUGUUACUACAGUUGAACCUACGGAAUCUCUGUUAAGUUAACACUACCGAAGAUAAAAUUUUCUAUACAUUUAAUAAUUUAAAAAAUUUAACUGUAAAAUACAUGAUAUUUUAGUCGACUGUUUAGUUAUGUUUACUGACUAAAGUGGCAAGUUGUUUAGCUCUGAGUAACUAUUUGCUUAUGAAUUCAACAGAUAGAACAAAUCACUGUCCAGAGAAAUUAAUGUAACUAUUGAGUUAAGUUACAUAAUUUCCUAGUAGUUAUACGAUAAAACCAAAUAAUACUUAAUGUUGUGGUGAUUUGAUUUGUGAGUGUUUACAAGUAAUAGAGAAUGGCUACAUGUAAGAUAUUUGGACAUGGAAGUUGCAGGACAACCAUAAAACUCUACUUAGAAAGUGAUAUAACAUAUUUUCACAGCUGUAGUUCAAACAGGAUAUAUUUUAAGCAAGUCACACGUCUGAUAGCAGUCACUUGUACUCCAAUAUUCUAAAAGAGCUUAAGUAAGACCUGUUUGAGAGUUGUGGACAUUUGUCAGGCUUCUGUGACUAAAGUGAGUACCAUAAACAAUCUCUUAUUAAGAGUAAUUGUGAAAGGUAAUUCCCAGGCUACGUUGGUGUUUGUUUUUAUACAGUUUGCAAAGUUAUUCAGUGCAAAGAUAUAAGAGACUAAGCAAUAUAUGGAAUUAAACAUAUAUUGUACGUUCUCAAAUCCCAAACACUCUGAAUCUAUGGUUUUCAGCUUACAGAAAAAUGACACCACGAAAUAUUUUUUCUCAGUGUUAAUAAAACAUAUUUUCCUGAUGAUAGUCGAGAUUCAGUUCUCUUCAGCAAACGAAGGGAAUGAAUAUGGCGUCUUCAAUGCGAUAUCAAAAGUCAAAGAUUUUCCAAGUCUAAAAUAUUCUUUUUCAUUUGCUACUCUUAUUGAUUUAACGAAGUAUUAUCGUAGUUGAACGUAAAAUGCUGAUAAUCCUUAAAAUAAGUUUGGCGAAUACACUUUUUUAUUAGCAAUCAUUGUGAGACUGUGUGUUAACUGAAGAUCAAAAUACUAUUAACGAAGUAAUAGAUUUAAUGAAUGGAUCAAAACUAACUACUAUAUAUCCUGGAAGAGUAGUAUAUUCUAUUUACUUCGAUAUAUUUUUUGAUGAUUUAACAAAGAAAAGCCACAAAGCUAAAAACCUCUUUAUUUCCAUCUUUUAAUAUAGAAUGGUUUUGUUAAUAAUCCAUGUAAAAAUAGAGUGAACAUGCUGUCAGAAAUAAAUUAUCAUUACAUUCGCAAUCAAACUCAGCAAUACCUCGGACAAGUUUGAGGCAUAAGCUUCAGCAAAUCAGACUUACAUAACUCGGAAGAACAUGAUUUGCUACUGUCAUAUGACCCAUGAUGUGGAUCGCUGCAGUCAUGAAGAAGAAAUUAUUUGAUAAGAGACCAUCACAAACAUUCCUUUGUAUCUUCAGGAGGAUGCCUCCACUCAAGAGGUAUUCUCAUACUUGGACAAUUUUCAGAAGCCAUCCUGAUAACCAGGCAGUACCCAAUUCUUUCGAAAGUUCUGUAAAAUUCAUUCGGAAACUAUAUUGCCGACACCUUCCUGGGAGACCAAAAUCAUUGUGAAAUACAUAACAUCCAGUCAUCUUUCAGUACCAGCUGCUAGUGAUGAGAAUAGUGAAAUAUUCUUUAUAAGAGACUGAGACUUUUCGCAUUUUUUGGUUGAUAUAUUAAUCCUCAAGACAUGUCAGGAUUAAAUUUGUCUGCUUUGUAUUACAAUUGAUAAUUCGUGAUAUUCAACAUCUUGAAUGUUAUAAUUAUCAUUAUUAUUGUAUUUUAUCUCUCAUUUUAUAUCACAAUUUGUGGGUUUAGUGGGUUCCUAACGAAACUACAUUUUAGAAUAUUAAAGAUUCCCAUUGUGAAAAUUAGAACAACAGAUGUAAGCGAACAAUUGUUUCCAAUUAGAUCGUCACCAGGCUUUACUCCAGUAUAUGUGAAUAAAGGAUAAGGGUUGAGCACGGGGUUAGCGAAUCCACCCUGUAGAAAAUUAACUCGCUAAAAAACGCUGACCAGAAAAAAUAAUUCAUUCAGAAGAGCUGUGACGCUUCUUGAUGAAGGCCGAGUUCCUUUGGAGGUCACGAGACUGAUGCCCCUUCUAACAACCAGAGCAACCAUUUGAUUAGGUACAUGGAAUUCUCGUACAAUGUGGGAGACCGGGAGGGUCUUCCAAAUUGCUGCAGGAAUGAAGAGAUGCAGCCUGCAGGUGAUUGGAAUG
Molecule: messenger RNA, 5100 nt
Organism: Schistosoma haematobium
Lineage: Eukaryota; Metazoa; Platyhelminthes; Trematoda; Strigeidida; Schistosomatidae
Gene: CCDC40
Product: Coiled-coil domain-containing protein 40
Exons: 17
Coding region: 86-2887 (933 amino acids)
Biological process (GO): axoneme assembly
Cellular component (GO): cytoplasm
Source: RefSeq, a predicted model, not a curated record